Mandrillus leucophaeus (drill) is the source of this 948-nucleotide messenger RNA. It is a transcript of the gene SAXO5, whose product is annotated as chromosome unknown open reading frame, human C19orf45. Lineage: Eukaryota; Metazoa; Chordata; Mammalia; Primates; Cercopithecidae. The record is from RefSeq and is a predicted model, not a curated record. The coding region runs from base 14 to 928 and encodes 304 amino acids. The transcript has 6 exons.
CUGGUGUCCCGCGAUGGCCGCAGACGCCCUCCUGCCGUGCCCGCGCCUGUGCCCGAUGUCCCAGCAGGACUUCCUCAAGGCCUCACACUUCUCGCUGGGGCCCGACCUGCGGCUGCACGAGGGUACCAUGCACACCACGUCGCACCGGGACUUCGCCUACCCGACGGCCACCCGGGAGCCGCCGAGUCUGCAGCCGUAUGACAAGGCCCAGGCCGCAGCCCACAUCCACUAUGUAAAUAUCCGUCCUGGUGACGGCCUCUUUCACGACAGAACCACCAAGGCCGAGCACUUCUAUGCCCGGGAGCCAGAACCUUUUGUUCUUCACCACGAUCAGACUCCGGAGUCGCACAUCCUGAAAGGAAAUUGGUGCCCUGGCCCUGGCAGUCUGGACACCUUCAUGCAGUACUUCUACGGCCAGCCGCCACCCGCGACACAGCCACCCAGCCGCCACGUGCCUCACGAGAAACUGCAGAGUCACGUGACCCUAGGGGAGCCAAAGCUACACAGACGCUUCUUCAAGACCACCAUGGGCUCUGACUACUGUCCCUCAGAGUGGAGGCAGGUGCACAAAGCGCCCAACCUCCACUUGCAGCCCAGCAACCUGCCGCAGGGGACCGGCGAAUUCGAUUUUUUAACCAUGAACCAGAAGAUGCUGAAGCCACACAGAACAGCUCCGGCCCUGGUGACUGAAGAGAUGCUACAGCGGUGCAAGUACAGUCACAUGGAGCCCCCACUGGGUGGACUGCGCUUCUUCUCAACCCAAUACAAGGACGACUUUCCUUUCAAGUAUCAGGGUCCAGCAGCCCUGAGACUGAAAAAUCCUCAGGAGGGCUUCGGGCCCCUGGGCACACCUCACCAGCAUGGCUGCAGGGAGAAGAUAGACCCUCGGGCUCCCCAGCCCCCUAUGUACCUGUGCCCCAGCCAGUAAUAAAUGCCACCUUGGCAACA